Didymosphaeria variabile is the source of this 585-nucleotide messenger RNA. It is a transcript of the gene TAD2, whose product is annotated as tRNA(adenine34) deaminase. NCBI's taxonomy places the organism in Eukaryota, Fungi, Ascomycota, Dothideomycetes, Pleosporales, Didymosphaeriaceae. The record is from RefSeq and is a predicted model, not a curated record. Gene Ontology annotation, cellular component: cytoplasm; nucleus. Gene Ontology annotation, biological process: tRNA wobble adenosine to inosine editing. Gene Ontology annotation, molecular function: tRNA-specific adenosine-34 deaminase activity; zinc ion binding. The coding region runs from base 1 to 585 and encodes 194 amino acids. The transcript is spliced from 3 exons.
AUGAACCCGCAGGAGAGGGCGUAUCACGAACGCUUCAUGCGUGAGGCCAUAAACAUGGCCGAGCGCGCACUCAAGAGCGACGAGACACCAGUCGGAUGUGUCUUUGUGAAGGAUGGCGACGUCUUUGGUCGCGGCAUGAACGAGACGAACCGCACCCUCAAUGGCACGAGACAUGCCGAGUUCGUUGCUCUGGCUGGCAUCUUGUCCGAGCAUCCAAUCAGCGAUUUGAAAGAGACCGAUCUUUACGUUACAGUUGAGCCAUGUGUCAUGUGCGCCUCAAUGCUUCGUCAGUAUGGCAUUCGAGCUGUCUACUUUGGGUGUUGGAACGAGCGAUUCGGAGGCACUGGAGGUGUGCUCAACAUUCACUCCGAUCCAAGCGUCGACAAGCCCUACCCGGUCACCGGCGGUAUCUUCAGGGAGGAAGCCAUUAUGUUACUGCGCAAGUUCUACGUCCAGGAAAAUGAGAAGGCGCCGGAGCCCAAGCAGAAGAAGACGCGCGAGCUGAAGACGGAGAUUCUCCCCAUGGACAUUCACGCACCCAAGUCCACACCAACGCCCCCAGUGCCUGCCACAGCCACAGCCUGA